AUGAGCGACGGCAGCGUGGUGACCUGGGGCCUCGCUGGAUCAGGAGGCGACAGCAGCGCCGUUCAAUCGCAGCUCCACGAUGUGCGGUGCAUCCAGGCGACCUCCGCGGCUUUCGCUGCACUCCGCGCUGACGGCUUCGUGAUCACCUGGGGCAACGUGGAAUUUGGAGGCGACAGCCGGGCCGUUCAGGAGCAGUUGAGCGAG
Symbiodinium pilosum is the source of this 204-nucleotide messenger RNA. The record is from the annotation of a GenBank genome assembly. Lineage: Eukaryota; Dinophyceae; Suessiales; Symbiodiniaceae.